UCUAUAAGAGACAUCAGAUCACAGCAAGACAUGCAGAACUCCAAGAUGAUCACUGCAACUUUGGUUCUUCUCACUGCAGUGGCCACUACUGCCUUUGAUAUUUUGCCAAAGGAGUUGGGGAACUUCUAUUUGGGCCAAGCUGCUUUUCUUGAGGUUUUCCAGUCUGAGCAGGCAACAGAGAACUAUGCUGACCAGUUCACCCUGUAUAUCUCCAACUUCAACCCUCUUUCUCUUGCACAGAAAGAUUAUAUUUACUACAUCAAGUCUCCUGGGAGUCAGUUAAAUGAUGUCAACAACUGGGUGCCAACAAAAAUAGAUCAAGAAAACUAUUGGCCAAAUGAUCUCUAUUUUAUGAGCAGUUCUAUAGUGGGUCGGGAGGGAAUAAUUUGGACAUCAGGUUUUCUUGUACCCACCAAAACGAAAGGUUGUUUGAACAUCUACUUCACUGAUCAAGAGCCAUUUGAUGGACCAUAUAAUAUUGCUUCAUUAGAUGAUCAAGACUAUUCUUACCAUCGAAUAAUUUGGAGAGAUGUUAAUGGUGAUGGCCUUUCAGAUGCUGUGACUGCUCGUUUCCACACUGGACUCUUAGGCAGUGUAACAAAACAGUUCCUGUGGCUUGAGAAUCCAGGUAACAGUCAGUUGGAAGGAUGGACUCAGCAUAUGAUAAACGAAGAUGGAGCUGAUAUACAUUUUCAGAUUGAGCAAUUGCCAGUUGGUGGAACAGCCUAUGAUGUCCAGCUCAAUGGUGAAUUCUGGAAUGAAAAGGUCACAAUAUACUAUGGAACUGACAAUGCAAAUUUCUGGCAAAACCCUUCUGUGUUACAAGAAGUGGUUGUAGAUGAUACAAUCGGUCAACCUUUUGAUUUAUAUUACUGGGAUAUUAACCUUGAUGGUGUAAAAGAAAUAAUUGUUACUGCCUAUAAUGGCAGCUAUGGAAAUGUUUUUGCUUAUACAGUACCAGAAGACUUCAGAACAGGAACAUUUGAGAGACACACACUUGCUGAAGGAUUUGAGGCUAAUUUCAUUCUGGGAGGUCAGUCUAUGACACCUGGUGCUGCGCACUUGUUUUACAUCUCUGACGAACAUGAGCAGUCAGGGGAAAAGCCAUAUAUACUUUUGUCAGGUGAUGAUGAUGGAAAGCACUAUAUUCUCACAGCAGCAAGUCAAGACAAAAAUGACUGGAGCUAUGAGAAAAAUGUUUAUUUGGACACAAAAGCUACUACAACAGGCAAAUCAGUUGUAGCUGACUUGGAUGGUGAUGGUAAGAAAGAAAUUGUUGCAGCUGCCUACAGUGCUGGCAGAGUAUAUGUUUAUACUUAUGGAGAUGUGUAAUAAUGUCCACUAUUUCAUACUGACAAUAAGUAAUGCAACCGUGUAAAGUAAUACACACUAGUCAGUAUUCAAUGUACAAUUAUCAAUAUAGUAUAUUUAUUAUCAUUUGAUCCAAUACCUUUUUGUGUUAAGUUGUGAUUUGGAUUAUUUUGUCAAAUCUUUUGUGCAUUUUGUGUUUUCUUAAAAAUGAAUUCUACAUUUCUGCAAGUUCAUCAGAGGUAGCAAACAGCUGUUAAAAUACUGUUGCUAUAUUGCAUGUAUUAUAAAAGUUGAUGUUUCAAAAGUUAUUAAAAACUUAUUAAAACUUGGA
Schistocerca serialis cubense is the source of this 1642-nucleotide messenger RNA. RefSeq lists its product as uncharacterized. The record is from RefSeq and is a predicted model, not a curated record. The transcript is spliced from 9 exons. Bases 31 to 1332 code for a protein of 433 amino acids. Lineage: Eukaryota; Metazoa; Arthropoda; Insecta; Orthoptera; Acrididae.